Microplitis mediator is the source of this 9526-nucleotide messenger RNA. It is a transcript of the gene Ufd4, whose product is annotated as E3 ubiquitin-protein ligase HECTD1. Gene Ontology annotation, molecular function: ubiquitin protein ligase activity; protein binding; metal ion binding. Gene Ontology annotation, cellular component: nuclear speck. Gene Ontology annotation, biological process: anatomical structure development; proteasome-mediated ubiquitin-dependent protein catabolic process; protein K63-linked ubiquitination. Bases 309 to 8159 code for a protein of 2616 amino acids. The transcript has 14 exons. The record is from RefSeq and is a predicted model, not a curated record. Lineage: Eukaryota; Metazoa; Arthropoda; Insecta; Hymenoptera; Braconidae.
GUCACGUACAUAGCUAAGUACAUCAAGCUGAGGGAGAAAUAAAGACUUAAAAAGUGAUUGUGAAAGCUGGAGCUAAAUAAAUUCUGCGUAAUUAAAAAUCUCCCUAAACACCUUAAUUAACUCUCAUAAAUAAAAAACUACCAACAAACGAUAAUAGCCACAGUGUCAUAUAUUAUUACAAGCAAGGCAACGAGUAAAAUCUUAGCAAUGGCGACUUGACCCCACAAAGAAUGGAACACUUUGCUCAACAUCGACAUUACUCACUAUCUCGAGAUUGUCUUUUCGAGUCUAAUUAAAAAGCCAUAAAGAUGGCAGAAGUUGAUCCAGAGACGUUACUGGAGUGGCUUAGCAUGGGCCAGGGAGAUGAACGAGACAUGCAGCUGAUAGCUUUGGAGCAAUUAUGCAUGUUGCUGUUGAUGAGCGACAAUGUUGACCGGUGCUUCGAGAUCUGUCCACCGCGAACAUUUUUACCGGCGCUCUGUCGUAUUUUUUUGGACGAGCACGCGCCUGAUAGUGUCCUGGAAGUGACAGCACGGGCAAUAACUUACUAUCUUGAUGUAUCAGCGGAAUGUACGCGACGAGUGGUCGCCAUGGAGGGCGCAGUCAAGGCGAUUUGCGGACGACUGUCAGGUGCAGCUUUGGGAUCACGAGCUAGUCGUGAUUUAGCAGAGCAGUGCAUUAAAGUACUGGAGUUGGUUUGUGCACGAGAAGCUGGAGCAGUAUUUGAAGCUGGAGGUCUUCCGUGUGCCUUGGGAUUUAUCAGGGAAAAUGGAGCGCGUGUUCAUCGUGACACAUUACACUCAGCGAUGGCCGUUGUGUCAAGACUCUGUGGUAAAGUAGAGCCUCAGGAUAAAACGCUUCCCGAUUGCGUGGAAGCCUUGUCAACUUUACUGAGACACGAAGACGCUCACGUGGCUGACGGCGCGCUGCGUUGCUUUGCAUCACUCGCAGAUCGUUUUUCACGACGUGGAACAGAUCCAGCACCGCUGGCAUCCAAUGGAUUAGUGUCAGAACUUCUCUACAGAUUAUCAAAUGCAGCGGGACCAGGUACUUCAGUAGCAGCAGCUGCCAAUAAUCCCAAAACACCGCCACCUUCUACAACAUCAUCAACGAUACCAGCACCCGAGCCCAAGUCCUGUGCGUCAGUUUCCACCAUCAUAAGUCUUUUGUCCACAUUGUGCCGUGGAUCUCCAUCAAUAACUCAUGAUUUGUUGCGGUCAGAGUUGCCUGAUGCCAUUGAAAAAGCUUUGAAAGGCGACGAGAGAUGUGCAUUGGACUCAAUGCGACUUGUAGAUUUACUUCUCGUAUUAUUAUUUGAAGGAAGAUCUGCAUUAGGUCGCGGUGGAGCCGUUGGAGGACCAUCUGGGCCUCUUUUGCCUCGUCUACGUCGGCUAGACAGCGCUGGGGAAAAAUCACACCGUCAAUUAAUCGAUUGCAUCCGUUCUAAAGACACUGAUGCACUGAUAGAAGCAAUCGACACUGGAGGUAUUGAAGUAAAUUUUAUGGAUGACGUAGGACAGACUUUAUUGAACUGGGCAUCGGCAUUUGGAACUCAGGAAAUGGUCGAGUUUCUUUGCGAUCGAGGUGCUGAUGUUAAUAAAGGACAGCGGUCAUCUAGCCUACACUACGCCGCGUGUUUCGGCAGACCCGCUAUUGCCAAAGUAUUAUUAAGACAUGGUGCCAAUCCGGAUCUGCGCGAUGAAGACGGCAAGACCCCGCUGGACAAAGCUCGUGAACGUGUUGAUGAAGGCCACAGAGAAGUUGCCGCUAUUUUACAGAGCCCUGGUGAAUGGAUGCUCCCACCGAGCAAUCAAGAACACAGAAAGCAAGACAGUGAUGUUGAUAGUGAGUUCACGGAACCUAAAGGCGACCCUGAGAUGGCGCCGGUUUAUUUGCGGAGACUUUUACCUGUUUUUUGUGCCACAUUUCAGUCGACUAUGUUACCUAGUGUGCGGAAGGCUAGUUUAAGUUUGAUACGUAAGAUGGUUCAUUAUAUACAGGCUGAUCUGCUUGUUGAGACUUGUGGAUCUGACAAAACUGCUGGAUGCGGUGCUAUGCUCGUUGAAGUUAUCGCAAAUGUUCUUGAUAAUGAGGAUUUUGAGAUAAAACCGACGCCACCACCGCCUCCACCUCUCAAGUUGAUUGUUGGUCCCAAAUUGCCCUGCCUUCGCAAGUCUACUUCUACUUCUUCCAGUUCCCAGAACUACAUUAUUGAUAAAACGGAAGACGAAGACGGACACUUGAUAAUAUUGCAAAUGAUCCAAGACCUGAUGAUGAAGGGCAAAGAUGAAUUUCUCGAACACUUUGCGCGUCUUGGAGUUUUCUCUAAAGUUGCGGCACUCGCGGGACCGCAGGACUCGCCAGCUGAACCGGAAAAUGAACCUGCUGCGACGGCGACUGCUUUGGUUACUGGUGAUGAACAUAAACCAGAAGAUGCACGAGAGUUGCUGGUGGGUCGCGCUUAUCACUGGAGAGACUGGUGCAUUUGCCGCGGUCGCGACUGUCUUUAUGUUUGGUCAGAUGCAGCGGCCUUGGAGUUGUCUAAUGGAAGUAACGGGUGGUUCCGCUUUAUUCUUGAUGGAAAAUUAGCUACCAUGUACUCCAGCGGUAGCCCUGAAGGCGGCACUGAUGCAACUGGAAAAGGGAGAAACACAGAAUCGCUUACAACAGAAGUAAUGGCGUCGAUUGCAGAGAGUCGUGGAGAAUUUUUGGAAAAAUUACAACGUGCACGUGGACAAGUUAAACCUAAUACUGUAAGUCAACCUGUGCUUUCAAAGCCUGGUCCCACACGUUUAGUUGUGGGUAACUGGGCACUUUCAAGUCGCAAAGAAUGCGAAAUGUGUAUUCAUAAUAGCGACGGGCAGCAACAAGCAACUAUUUUACGCGAAGAUCUGCCUGGAUUUAUUUUCGAGUCUAAUCGCGGUACUAAACAUUCGUUUACUGCCGAAACUAGUUUAGGUCCGGAUUUCGCAGCAGGAUGGGCAGGAAAGCGUGGCAAGCGUCUGAGAUCAAAGAUAGAAGCCAUAAAGCAAAAAGUUAAAACCCAAGCACAAGAAAUAUACGAGAAUUAUUUCAAAGCAGCACAAGCUCAGCCGCGCGGAGUAGUGGCCAAGUUAGCAGCGAUAGUAAAUCAAAUAGACAAAGCAUAUCAGAAGCAGUUGUCCGGCAAUCGGGAGUGGCGCAGCGUUCUCCAGUCAGCUUUAGAAGAAUUGAAGAUGUUGUUGAACGAGGAAGGCCGCGUAUCAGCUUACGAAUUGCAUUCCAGUGGACUCGUGCAGUCGCUGCUAGGCCUCCUGGCCAGUCCUUCUAGCCCCCAAGUUACCACAGUAAGAGCCAACCGCAUGCGUCUCCAGCGGAUAGCCGUCUUCAAGAGCUGCUUCAAAGCCAAAGACACAAAUGACGGCAACUCGGCCAAAGUGUUGGUCCAGAAACUGGUCUCAGUUCUCGAGUCAAUUGAAAAGUUACCCGUAUAUCUCUACGACACACCUGGAUCUGGAUACGGGCUACAGAUUCUUACCCGCCGGCUGCGUUUCCGUCUUGAACGCGCCCCCGGUGAGUCCUCGCUCAUCGACAGGUCCGGCCGUAGCCUUAAAAUGGAACCACUCAGCACAAUCCAGCAGCUGGAGAACCACUUGCUGAAGAUGAUAGCAAAGCAGUGGCACGACCACGACCGAACGACAUUUACGUUCGUUAAAAAACUUAAAGAAGGCAACAAGAUGACCUUUCAGUACUCACACGAUUUUGAUGAGAACGGAGUCCUCUUCUGGAUCGGUACCAAUGCUAAGACCAGUCCCGAGUGGGUCAAUCCCGGUCAGUAUGGUCUAGUAGUCGUGACAUCUAGUGACGGGCGCAGUUUACCUUACGGACAUCUAGAGGAUAUUUUAAGUCGCGACCAGAGUGCGUUGAAUUGUCAUACCAACGAUGACAAGCGCGCAUGGUUUUCUAUUGAUCUAGGAGUUUGGCUGAUACCCAGCGCGUAUUCACUGAGACAUGCCCGCGGCUAUGGAAAGAGCGCUCUCAGAAACUGGAUGUUCCAGGCAUCUAAAGAUGGAGUAACUUGGACGACUUUGUAUACGCAUAUUGAUGACUGCUCACUAAAUGAACCCGGCAGCACCGCAACCUGGACUUUGGAACCACCUGGUGAUGAAAGUCAGGGCUGGAGACAUUUACGGCUCCAACAAACUGGCAAGAACGCUUCUGGGCAGACUCAUUAUUUGUCAGUAUCUGGUUUUGAGGUUUACGGAGAAGUGACAGGAGUGUGCGAAGAUCUAGGCCGAGCUGCAAGAGAAGCCGAAGCUGGAGUAAGACGUCAAAGACGGCUGAUAAAGUCACAAGUUUUGAAACAUUUAGUUGCCGGGGCCCGCGUCGCUCGUGGAUUAGACUGGAAGUGGAAAGACCAAGACGGAGUACCUGCAGGCGAAGGUUCAAUCACUGGAGAGCUUCACAACGGAUGGAUCGACGUAACCUGGGACCACGGGGGCUCGAACUCCUACCGCAUGGGCGCUGAGGGAAAGUACGAUCUGCGAUUAGUUGGUACUAGUUUAGAUGGAGAAAAUAAAAAUAAAAAUGGAUCUGGUGUUCUUACGGGUAGGAAGUCUAGCAGCACACCCAGUUUGCCGGACUGUACUGAUGUCAGCAUGCGUGGAUCCGUUGCUUCAACUGACCAAGCAGCUAGUGCUGAAAAUUUGGCAGCCAAACAAGCUGCUGAAUCAAUUGCCGAAAGUGUGUUGUCUGUAGCACGGGCUGAAGCUGUCGUCGCAGUAACUGGAGAAGGCGGAGCCAGCAAUACUGGAGAACUUUCGGUGGUACUUCAUCCGAGACCUGACACCGCAGUCACCAGCGAUCUUGUCACCAUCGUAGAGAGUCUUGCUCUCAACACUGACUGCCCGCCCAACAGCAACAGCAACCGCGCGUCAAGUUCCAAGCCUCUGUUUUCGACAGUGCGCGGCAACAAGCCAACAAGCGGUUUAUUGAGCCUCGAAGCCUCCGAAGUACUUGAUCGUCUUCGCGAAGGUGCUGACCGGUUACGUAAUAACACUAACAGUUUCUUGAGUGGUGAAUUACUUGGUUUAGUACCUGUUAGAAUAUCUGUGUCCAGCGAAACUGAUGACAACUCAAUGAGAAUUAGACCUGUACCGCGUCACAAUCCAGCUACUGAUGCAACAAAAGAAUGCAACCGAGACAAAGAAGCCACCAGUUCGUCAUCACAAAAUACAACCGGGGGAUGUCCAGUUGUGGUUACCAAUCCCAUGUCCGUCUCGGUACCAAAUCUCGCAUGUACUGACACGAACAACACCUUGGAGACAACUGCAGCAUCCGGUUUACUGGAGACAUUCGCCGCAAUGGCACGAAGACGUACCUUAGGACCAGCUGGUGGACAGCACAUUGCACCCAACUCAAAUGUAACACAAAACACACGAGGACCGACAUCAGUAUCAAAUUUCGUACGUUUAGCCUUGAGUUCAAACUUUACCGGGGGACUGCUAAGUACCGCACAGAGUUACCCCAGUUUAACAAGCAGCAGUCAGGUCGCUGGCAGUGGUGUCACCACGACAACUGGUGCUGGUGGUUUAGGACAAGCAUUGACUAUGUCAUUGACCAGUACCAGCAGCGACAGUGAACAGUUAUGGCUACAGGUGAGUCUCGAAGACUUUUUGGAGUCAUGUGGUGGCGUUGCUAGUUCAAGUGUCGGGGGAAUACGAACAACUGGUGGCCCGACACUUCUUGGUGAGCUUGAUGAUGACGAAGAAGUACUGGCAGAAGAAGACGAUGACAACGAAGAAAAUGAUCCAGAGAUCGAUUUAUUGAUCCAGGACGACGACGAGGAGAAUGAGGAAGAAGUUGAAGGAGGAGAGGGUGAAUAUGAAGAAGUUAUGGUCUCUCGUAAUCUUUUGGCAGCUUAUAUGGAAGAAGAGACACCACAGAGUACUAAGCGACGUGCUUGGGAUGACGAGUUUGUACUGAAACGUCAAUUUUCUGCACUGAUACCCGCUUUUGAUCCUCGCCCAGGUCGCACGAACAUAAACCAGACAACAGAUCUCGAAGUGCCCCAGCCUGGAAGUGAUUUGCAGUCCAGCGUACGCGUGGGAACUCUUCCAUCGCCUCGUUUAUCUCUUUCACUUAAGGGUCCAGGUCUGCCGGAUAUACCAGACGUUGAAUUGUCACUUACGGAUCAAAAUGCCAGCAUAUUCCAGGCAGUGCAAGAGCUGAUGCAGAUGACCGAGUUAGGAAGCCGGCAAGAGAAGUUGCGCCGUAUUUGGGAACCGACUUACACGAUAAUUUACCGUGAGUCCAAAGAUGAAGAGUCUUCAGGCCGUGCUACACCAAUAGUGACUCUCUACUCAGGCAAACCAGCAGUCAGCAGUAACGCAUGCACCGUCGAAGACGUUCUCCAGUUGCUGAGACACGUCUACGUACUCAGCAUCACCCGGGAUGACCGUAGAGAUCCAACAAUAAAUGAAGAUUCGCUAGAGUCCACCUGCUGGGUUAACCCUGACGACUUUACCUCCAAGAAAAUUACCAACAAAGUGGUACAGCAGAUACAAGAUCCACUGGCACUUGCCGCCGGUGCUUUGCCAGCCUGGUGCGAGGAAUUAGCUCGCAGCUGUCCUUUCUUGCUGCCCUUUGAAACCCGGCGGUUGUACUUCAGCUGCACAGCUUUCGGAGCCUCAAGAUCCAUCGUCUGGUUACAGACCCAACGUGAUGCGAUCCUGGAACGUCAACGCGCACCAGGACUGAGUCCCAGGCGAGAUGACAGCCAUGAGUUCCGCGUCGGUAGAUUGAAACAUGAACGAGUGAGUGUUCCACGUGGUGACAAGCUUCUAGACUGGGCAGAACAGGUUCUUAAAAUCCAUGCCAACCGGAAGAGUAUUUUAGAAGUUGAGUUCGUUGGCGAAGAAGGAACGGGAUUGGGUCCAACGCUUGAAUUUUUCGCGCUAGUUGCCGCUGAGUUGCAGAAAAAAGAUCUUGGACUAUGGCUGUGUGAUGAUCAUGAUCAAUUAGAAGGAUACGCAUGUCCUUCAGACGAGCAAGCAAGACCUGCUGGUUAUUAUGUUAUCAGACCAAGCGGUUUGUUCCCUGCACCUCUACCUCAAGAUUCCGAGGCUUGCGAUCGCGCUGUUAGAUAUUUCUGGUUCCUCGGGGUCUUUUUAGCCAAAGUACUCCAAGACAAUCGUCUAGUUGAUCUGCCGCUGUCCAGAUCAUUCUUGAAGUUGAUGUGUCGCGGUGAUAUUGCCAAUAAUGUUAAUGAAAAGAUCGGACUGACGGGAGUUACCCAGGAAAGUAUGUCCUCAAGUAUGGCCAGCAGUUUUAUCAGCGAGGAAGGUGAGACGGAUGGACUCAACUCCUUAGAACCCAGUCCCUGGUACGAGGGAAUUCUCGAUGUCGAGGACUUGGUGAUGGUUGAUCCUGUGAGAGGUGAAUUUUUGAAAGAAAUUCAAGCGGUUGCUUGUAGACGGGAGAGAACUAUUUCUGAAGGUUGCUCGUCUUCUGAUGAAGAUGUUAUACGUAUUAAUCAUCCGUCCGGCACUUCUGUUGCUAUUGAAGACUUGGGAUUGACGAUGUCUUACUCACCUGGGUCGAAAGUUUUUGGAUAUGACCAUGAAGAACUUGUAGAAGGCGGAUACGAUAUCGCUGUUGGUGUUGACAAUGCGAGAGAGUACGCUGAGUUGACGAUUAAUUACUGUCUUAACAAAGGCAUUGCGAGACAACUGGAGUCUUUCAAGGCAGGAUUUUCUAAAGUCUUUCCUAUGGAGAAGUUGCAUGCCUUUAGUCCGGAGGAAGUCAGAGCUAUGUUAUGUGGAGAACAGAACCCGCAUUGGACUAGGGAAGAUCUGCUCAAUUAUACUGAACCCAAACUUGGAUACACACGUGAAAGCCCCGGUUUCCAGAGAUUCGUCAACGUACUUCUGUCACUAACUGGUCCCGAGCGCAAAGCCUUCUUGCAGUUCGCCACCGGAUGCUCAGCUCUACCACCCGGCGGUCUCUGUAAUCUGCACCCAAGACUGACAGUCGUGCGCAAAGUAGACGCCGGUUCCGGCGGUUACCCAUCAGUAAAUACCUGCGUCCACUAUCUGAAGCUGCCCGAGUACCCAACAGAAGAAGUUUUAAAAGAGCGACUCUUGGCUGCGACACGCGAGCGAGGUUUCCACUUGAAUUAAAUUAACAAAAUAAAAUAAAAUCACCUAAAAUAAAAUCACAAUAUAAAUAAAAAUGAAAUAAAAUAUUAUUUUUUAAUUAAGUCUCAAGUGUCUCAUGUGAUCACGGGCCUCGUGUUUAUUAAACACUUAAAAUCUUUAUGACUCAGUGGUACAGAAUUUAAUCUCACAGUUUAUUAUAAUUAAUUAAUUAAUUGAUUAAUUAUUACUAUUAAUUUAUUAAUAAUCCUUAAUUAUUAUUAUCAAUAGGCUUUAAUUUUAAUCUCAAAUAAUUUUGAGUACUUGUAAAUUUAAUUGCAGCUGGUUUAAUUAAUUAAUGGUUUUUAAAAUAUAUAUAUUAUUAAAUUUAAAUAUAAAUAAAUAUAUAUUUAAAGAUGAAACUAAUUAGGUGCUUUAACACGUUUUCGUCUUAUUAAUUAUUAUUAUUAUUUAAUUUAAUAAAUAUUAAUUAAAAAAUCUGUACUACAAUAAAUUAGUCACUUUAUUUAUUUAAAAUAUAUUUCGUUUUCAUUUGUAAAGUUUUUUACUUGAUUUAAUUUUUUUUUUCUUUCUUAGACGAUUGUACAUUAAAUUACUUAAUUAUUAAUUUUCUUAUACAAUUAUUAUUAUAAUAUAUAUGGGUUUUUAAGUAAUUUUAUCUGCCAAUAGUUUUAAAAUUUAUCUAAAAGCUUGAGUGUGCUGAUAAAUGUAAAAUUAAAUUUAAUAUAAAUGAAGAAUUUAUUUGUAUUGAUAAGAAAAGAAAAAAAAAAAAAAAAAAAAAAAAAACUGUCAGAUGAAUAUUUAAAUUAAAAAAAAAAUAUUUGUUGCCUAAUGUAUGGAUAAUAUAAAUAAUAUAUAUUUAAAUAUGUCGACUCUUGAUGUUUUGGUCCAAAUUAAAAACUAGAGUUUGUUUAAAUAUAAAUUUAUUUAUUGGAUUUAAUUAAUUAUUAAAUAUUGUCUAGCUUGUUCUUUGUAAUUAAAGAUAAAUAUAAAUAUAAAUAUUAAAUUGCAUCGCUUUAAAAAUAAAAUUAAUAAAUAAUAAAUAAAUAUAGAGGACAGUUUAAGUUAUUAUUUAAAUUAUAAAGAUCAUGAGUAAUUUAAUCACGUGGGUGUAUGACCAAAUGCGGACGGUUUUAUUGAAGGAAAAAAAAAUUUUCAAGAGAUGAAGACUCGGUAUAUUGGGCACUGCAUAUUUGUACGAUACGCUACUUAAUGCUCACAGAAUUAAUUAUUAAUUAUUGAUUAUUAUUAUCAUUAUUAUUAUUAUUAUUAUUAAUGAAUCAAUUAUUUAAAUAUUAAUAUAAAUACUAGAGGUAAAUAGAGAAAGAAAUAAAAUUUUAAAUGAUAAGAUAGUUAAGAUUAAUGUAUUAUAAAUUAUUAUUAUGAUUAAU